This is a messenger RNA of Polychytrium aggregatum, 240 nucleotides long. RefSeq lists its product as uncharacterized. Bases 1 to 240 code for a protein of 79 amino acids. The record is from RefSeq and is a predicted model, not a curated record. NCBI's taxonomy places the organism in Eukaryota, Fungi, Chytridiomycota, Chytridiomycetes, Polychytriales. The transcript has 2 exons.
AUGUUGAUGGCCUCGAAGGGGCACUUCUUGACACAGAUACCACAACCGAUGCAAAGCUCUUCGGAAAUGAAGGCGACCUUGGAAGACGCCGUGGGACGGCGAGGGCACAUACCCAUGCGGACGACAGGGCAUCCUCGCUUGCACUCCUGUCGGCAUCGCUUGGGGCGGCACUUGUCGGUCGAGACGAUGGCGAUACGGGUGAGUUGGUCAGACAUGAUGGCGGUGCGGUUUUGCUCUUGA